AUGUAUAUCUACAGUUUAUUCCAUCAGUCUGGUUCAUCUUUCUUCAAAAGUACUAGUGUGUCGUUUGUUGUUGCUGCUGCUAACGUUAAUGAGGAAGCAGAGGCUCUGAUAAAGUGGAAGCUCGGCCUUGACAACAAAAGCCAACAUUUCCUGUCUUCGUGGCAACUCGAGGGCAACAGAAGCAGCAGCCAUUGCAGUUGGCUUGGAGUUGGUUGCGACGAGUUGAAAAGAAUCACCAAUUUGAGCCUUCCCAACUCUAAUUUAAGUGGUACACUUCAAAAUCUGAGCUUCUCAUCCUUUUCGAACCUCGUUUAUAUUGAUUUUGUAAAUAAUUACCUUUAUGGAGAUAUUCCCCUCAGCAUUUACAGCCUUUCCAAACUCACUCAUCUAAAGUUGGAGGUCAAUAGCCUUACCGGGUUUCUUUCUCCGGCAGUGGCAAAUCUUUCCAGUCUCUCCUACCUUUCUUUAUCUGGGAAUCAGCUCUCCGGAACGAUUCCAAGAGAGCUCUGGUUGAUGACAGGUCUUAGAACUCUUUACUUUGCCAGAACUCUUAUCAGUGGCACCAUCCCGAAAGAAAUAGGAAACUUGAAGUCUUUAACAUCGCUUUCUUUAGAUAACUCCAACCUUACUGGUUCUAUUCCUUCUUCUAUUGGAAACCUAACCAAUCUAGUUAAUCUUUACCUUUUUGCCACUAAUAUUUAUGGAAAUAUUCCAACGGAAAUUGGAAAAUUAAGCAAUUUGAGAACGGUUUACCUUGAUAUCAAUAAUCUCUCUGGUGCACUUCCUUCUUCUAUGGGAAACCUGACCAAUUUGAUAACCCUUAACCUUUAUGACAAUAAUCUCUCUGGGGCGCUUCCUUCCUUGGGAAACUCGACGAAUCUGAGUGUUCUAGAUUUGAUGCAAAACCAGCUCAAUGGCUUUCUUCCUUCAACAAUGAAUAACUUGACCAGGUUAACGCAUUUGGGAUUGUCUUAUAAUGACUUCACUGGUCAAUUGCCUGACCAAAUAUGCAGUGGUGGAUCACUUGUGUAUUUUCAUGCCAUUGAAAACCAUUUUACAGGCCCAAUACCAACAAGCUUGAAAAACUGCAGCAGCAUUAGUAGAGUUAGGCUGGAAGGAAACCAACUGACAGGAAAUCUUACAGAAGCUUUUGGUAUACAUCCACACUUGUAUUAUCUUAAUCUAAGUGAUAAUAAAUUGCAGGGUGAGGUUUCACCAAAGUGGGGGCUGUGCCAGAAUUUGACAACCCUCGAUAUCUCCAACAACAAUCUUUCAGGCUCCAUACCACCUGCGCUUGGUAAGGCACCUCAGCUACAGUUACUUGACUUGUCCUCAAAUCAUCUCACGGGAAAUAUUCCAGAGGAACUUGGAAAUUCCUCACAUAAUCAGAAUGCUACCUGA
Molecule: messenger RNA, 1401 nt
Organism: Ziziphus jujuba (common jujube)
Lineage: Eukaryota; Viridiplantae; Streptophyta; Magnoliopsida; Rosales; Rhamnaceae
Product: MDIS1-interacting receptor like kinase 2-like
Exons: 2
Coding region: 1-1401 (466 amino acids)
Molecular function (GO): protein binding
Source: RefSeq, a predicted model, not a curated record